Messenger RNA from Cuscuta epithymum, 2087 nucleotides. NCBI's taxonomy places the organism in Eukaryota, Viridiplantae, Streptophyta, Magnoliopsida, Solanales, Convolvulaceae. The record is from the annotation of a GenBank genome assembly.
GUAAGAUGCACUAGGUAGGCCAUUUGUAGAACAGACCAACAGUCUUCAAAGCAGGCACGGAUCGGGGGGAAACGCAAUUAAGUCUGGUAAAACUGGUGCAAGGCCUUUCCCUUUUCUUACUAAAAGCUUUUAGAAAAGCAGACUCCACGUUUCUCAGUCUUCUUCUUCCACUACCCUACAACAGUUGCUUACUUACCCAUCUCUCUCUCUCUCCCCGUGUCUGAGCUGGGGUAUGAAGAAAAAGCUCAUUGAUUCAUUGCAGCUAUGCUGAUGAACAUGUUCUGAUACUUCAUCCUGCAUUUUCCUUUCAUCUGAACCCUAUUGCAUAAAUAUUCCUCCACUUUAAUCAGCAGAGCAUACAGGGGGAAAAUGACUAAAGUAACUCCAGAGUUCGUAGGGGGUGGUUUGCCGAUGUACACGUUUAAAUCGGUAUCAGCAGAUGUGAGCUUUGUUUCUAAUCAGUUCCCCAAAUAUAAGCUUGGGCCGGAUUUUCAGAUUUUAGAAGAGACAGCAUUGGAAAACAAAGGUCCUCCCCUAAAGGAGGUUGUUGAGGAAGAAACUACUCGUCUAGCGGAUCAGCACAAGCGUCUCUCUGUACGAGACCUGGCUAGCAAAUUCGACAAGAAUUUGGCAUCUGCUGCUAAAUUGGCCAAUGAGGCUAAACUCAGAGAUGCCCCUUCUCUAGAGGGACAUGUCCUUUUGAAGAAGCUAAGAGAUGCAUUGGAAACUCUGAAAGGAAGGUUGGCGGGUCAGUACAAAGAGGACGUUGAGAUAGCUAUUUCUAUGGUGGAAGCCUUAGCUGUACAGUUAACCCAAAAAGAAGGAGAUCUUAUACAAGAGAAGUUUGAAGUAAACAAACUUGUGAGCAUUUUAAAGCAGGCCUCAGAAGAUGCAAAAAGGUUGGUAAAUCAAGAGAGGUCUUUUGCUUGUGCUGAAAUUGAGAGUGCGAGAGCAGUUGUGCAAAGAAUUGGUGAAGCACUUGAAGAACAAGAGAUGGAUUCUCAAGUGUCUGGGAAACAGGAGGAAGUUAAGGAACUAAUGGAAGAGAUUCAAGAAGCUAGAAGAAUUAGGCUCUUGCAUAAGCCCAGCAAGGUGAUGGACAUGGAGCAUGAAGUUCAAGCACUGAGAACUCUUAUCAAAGAGAAAUCAGUGGUUUCUAUUAAGCUCCAAAAUGAGUUAGCAAUGAAGAAGAGAAUGGAGCAAAACAUGUCUCAAUUGUAUCAAAUAGUUGGUUCAGAAAGUGUAGGCUCAAUUUUACGGAUCCAGCCAUCCUCAGACAAAGCCAUUGAUCUUUUGAAAUGUUCAAUUCAGUGGUAUCGGUUAUCAUCUGAAUGCAGCAGAAGAGAACCUAUUUUAGGUGCGGAUAAAUCUGUUUAUGCCCCUGAACCUAUCGAUGUUGGGCGCGUUCUAGAAGUUGAUAUCGUCUCAACUCACUCAAAGUCCAUAGUGACCACCAUUGGACAGAUAAAUCAAGUAGCUGGGCUGGAGAAUUAUUUGGAGACACUUCUUCGGAAAUCCAACACGGAAUUCUGUGUGGUUAUUGCCCAGAUGAAUGGAAGGAACUACUCAUCCCGUUCUGUUCAUUCAUUUCAUGUUGGGAAAAUGAGGAUGAAGCUUUCAAGAGGAUGGAUUACAAAAGCUAGAGAUCCUUAUUCCGUUUCCAUGCAGCUUUGUGGAUUCAGAGGGGGAGGGAACUCUGCCGCAAAGUCAUUGUUCUGGCAACCUCGAAAAGGUCAGUCGUUUGUGUUGGUGUUUGAUUCAGAGCGGGAAAGAAAUGGAGCUCUUGUUCUGGCAAGAAGGCAUGCUCUUGAUUGCAAUGUGAACCUUGCCGGGCCUGAUGAUGAUGUAUUGCUGUGAAAUCUAACCGCUGUCUCAUUCAUUUGUUUGUUUUUUCUUUUUUGGUGGUUUAAAGGAAGUUGGUUGUAUGUGUGGUGAAAGAAAGAUGGAUUGUUACUAAUGACUGUUUGAGUUACAUCCAUGAGGCAUUUGUUUUAUUGUGUGCCCAAUCAAGGGGUUGUAACCAAUGUCACUACUGAACUACUGAUCAUAUUUAUUCAUUUUUCAAGUGAGUUGUUUUUAUAUUGUUG